Fusarium sp. VM40 is the source of this 675-nucleotide messenger RNA. Lineage: Eukaryota; Fungi; Ascomycota; Sordariomycetes; Hypocreales; Nectriaceae. The record is from the annotation of a GenBank genome assembly.
AUGGGAAGCCUGUCGGUCACCCGUCCAGCAGAGGACAUGGACGACUGUUCAUCAGAGUGCUCGCACUAUUCCCUCGCUGGUCUGGAGAACGACAGGUGGUACCGCCACAUCCUAGCGUCGCAAGUCAGGGAGCAGGCCAAGCUUGUGCCUGACCUCCCGACAGGACUUGGACUAGCAAAGUACCCUCGCCAGUUCCACAACAGAGAGGCUCUACCGCUUCAGCAGGCCGGACCUUGGAAGGAGUACCCUUUCUACUUGAACAAGCGUUAUGUGCACGGUGCACCAGGACCUGUGCGCAUCAUAGUGAAUUCGAAUGAUGACCAUGAUGUGAUUUAUCACCCGACCAAGGACAACAAGAUGGCUAUACUGGCUACGUAUCGACCCAGGGGAUACGCAAAGGGCGUUCUACCAAAGCCUUUGCCUGUCAGCUCACCUUCGAGUCCUUCGUCUUCUCCGGUACCUUUCACGUACUCGCCAGUAUCUUUCUCACCUCCACCUUCUACCAGCGAUGGAUUUUACCAGCAGUAUUAUCCUCCUGCAGUCAGCUACAUGCCAGAUUAUUAUCAGCCGGUUCAAUCAUCAUACUACCAGCCGAGUCAACCUAUGGAUCCCACUUGGAAUUACCCAAUGGGCUAUGCCACUGGAUUUCAGCAAAUGCACCAGUAUUUAUAUUGA